Molecule: messenger RNA, 2273 nt
Organism: Sorghum bicolor (sorghum)
Lineage: Eukaryota; Viridiplantae; Streptophyta; Magnoliopsida; Poales; Poaceae
Product: DEAD-box ATP-dependent RNA helicase 17
Exons: 10
Coding region: 217-2019 (600 amino acids)
Biological process (GO): ribosome biogenesis
Cellular component (GO): nucleus
Molecular function (GO): RNA helicase activity; nucleic acid binding; ATP binding
Source: RefSeq, a predicted model, not a curated record
CCCUAAUCCGAUACCCUGUCGGAGCGUCGCUCGACCCCGACUCCCGAGUCCCUCGGCGCCGCUUUCCUUCUCCCGUACGUGUACCGUGGCGAACACCAGAGCGGCGGAGGGGCGGCGGGACGGCUGGCGGCAGCUCCCUUCCCUGCGGCCUGCGCAGCUGAGCCUCUAGCCUCUGCCCACCGGACGGCAGAAGCCGCCGGUAGCCAUCGGCCGGACAUGUCCAAGAAGCUCGGCAAGCUACCGCCGCCGGCGGCGGCGCAUGAGGAGGCGAGAGAAGAGCUGUUUGCUUCAUGCUCUUUUGCCGACCUCGGCCUCCACCCUACCCUCUGUGCCCACCUUCAAGAUAAGAUGAGUUUCGAAGCACCCACGCGAAUUCAAGCUCAGGCAAUUCCAGUCGCCAUUUCGGGACAGCACAUGCUAGUGAAGGCUGCAACUGGCACUGGGAAAACUCUCGCAUACCUUGCACCCAUUGUGCACCUUCUCCAGAUGAGGGAGCCUCGUGUGGAUAGAACUCAUGGAACCUUUGCAUUGGUACUUGUGCCAACACGAGAGCUAUGCUUACAGGUUUACGGGAUUGCACAGCAGCUGGUUCAUCGUUUUCACUGGAUUGUCCCUGGGUAUAUCAUGGGUGGGGAGAACAGAGCAAAAGAGAAAGCAAGACUGCGGAAAGGAAUAUCAAUUCUCAUUGCUACCCCUGGGCGCCUUCUUGACCAUUUACAGCAUACUGCUUCAUUUGUCUAUUCAAAUCUGCAGUGGAUAGUUUUUGAUGAAGCUGACAGCAUUCUUGAACUUGGUUUUGGAAAAGCAGUUGAGGAUAUUCUAGAGCACUUGGGUUCAAGGAAUGGCGCCCCUGGCCAAAUUAAAAGCAAAGGGGAGCAUAUCCGAAGGCAAAACCUUCUCUUAUCCGCAACUCUUAAUGAGAAGGUGAAUCGGUUGGCAAAAAUUAGUUUGAGAAACCCAGUGAUGAUCGGCCUUGAUGAUCAAAACAAGCCUUCGGGGAAAUCAAACAAUGUAGGGAACAAUCAUACUUCUCUAUUAUCUGAUGAUGAGGAGGAUGAAAUGAUGGGAAAGCAGAAUGAUUUAGUGGAACAUGCGGUUGAUGAUUUCAAGCUUCCUGCACAAUUGGUUCAAAGAUAUGUUAAAGUUUCAUGUGGUUCGAGGCUUGUGGUUCUUCUUACGAUUCUCAAAUCUCUAUUUGAAAGACAAGUCUCUCAGAAGGUUGUUGUUUUCUUCUCAACCUGUGACUCUGUAGAUUUCCACCAUACAGUACUCAGCCAGCUCAAGUGGAGCUCUGACCCACAUCUUGAUAUUGAUAAGAAGCAAAAUUUUCUUAGCUGUAAAGUGUUCCGUUUGCAUGGCAACAUGGAGCAAGAUGAUCGCAAGAAGUCAUUUUUGGGUUUUGGUUCUGAGAAAUCAGCAAUUCUUGUAUCUACCGAUAUUGCUGCUAGGGGCUUGGACUUUCCAAAAGUCAAGUACAUCAUACAAUACGAUUCUCCAGGAGAAGCUUCUGAAUACGUUCACAGGGUUGGAAGAACUGCAAGAAUUGGUGAAAAGGGUGAGGCUCUCCUCUUUCUGCAACCUAUUGAACUUGACUACUUGAAAGAUCUGGAGCUACACGGUGUAUCACUGACAGAAUACCCCUUUCAAAGGGUUUUGGAUAGUUUCCCUGUAAAUGGGCAGAAACCCCACAAAAGGAAGCUAAUAUCCUUAGACAUGCAUCCUUGGAUAAUGUCUCUGCAGAGAUCACUUGAGGCUUUUGUUGCAGCUGAGGAUGCAACAAAGAAGCUUGCCAGGGAUGCCUUCUGCUCCUGGGUUCGUGCCUACACUGCCCACCGAGGUGAACUGAAGAAAAUUUUCAUGGUGAAGAAGCUCCACCUGGGCCAUGUAGCGAGGAGCUUCGGGCUGAAGGAGCAGCCGUCGCUGGUUGGAAGGUCACAUCAGAUGCAGCUUAAGAAGAGGAAGAAAGAGCAGAAGCGUGAGCGGCCUGCCAAGAGGAGGAAGCUUCCCUCUAAGAAGUGAAGUUACACACCCGAAAUGCUGCAUCGCUUGACUUUGGAUCAUGAUGCGCGCCAAUUUUGGAACUAACAACCGUUGUGGGCUAUGCCUAGGGCUGUAACUCUGUAACUCUUGACAUGAGCUAUUUUGUUCGCGAGAUUACAUGUUUGGAUAUCGGUCUGAACGUAGGAACUAGCAACAAAUGUACUGUAAUGUGUGUUGAUAAUCAUCCAUUAGACCAUUACUAUUAUUUUAGUAUCCACCUGGGUUUUUCUUAA